Messenger RNA from Eremothecium gossypii ATCC 10895, 405 nucleotides. It is a transcript of the gene SNF11, whose product is annotated as Snf11p. NCBI's taxonomy places the organism in Eukaryota, Fungi, Ascomycota, Saccharomycetes, Saccharomycetales, Saccharomycetaceae. The coding region runs from base 1 to 405 and encodes 134 amino acids. The transcript has a single exon. The record is from RefSeq and is marked provisional.
AUGCCAGGAACCGUGCGGCUGCGCGCGCCCGCGCCCAAAUAUCCGCCGCGUUUUUCCCCUCGUUCUCCCACACCACCACACAUGGACCCCCCCACCGCGCUGCAGUACAAGCUGCAGCUCCUGCUGCACAUCAACACCCUGCUCAUCGUGCGCAGCGCCAUGAUGCGCCCGGGGCACCCGCAGCUAGAUGGCCUGCCGCCGGACCAGCUCGAGGACUUGCUGCGGCAGUACAUCCGCCGCGUGCACAGUAAUCUGCAGUGCAUUUCCGCAAUCAAUCAGGGUAACCCCCGCGCCCGCCCGCAAAUCAUGGAUCCUCCCCCGUUGCCUCCGCCGCUCCAGCACCCCCAGCAGGACAUCCUGCCGAAGCUCUACGUGCUGCUCGCAAAGCUGUUUGACGUGAGCUAG